ACAUACUUUACGGUAUGAAGUAGCGUUGCCAUAGAAAACCCGGAAAUGCUCAAGAAAGCCCCAUGGAUGCAUUAUCUCGUUUAUGACCUUAUGUAGUUUGUCUAGGUGCAUGUUUUAUUGGUGGUUGUGGUUAUUUUCGGGCUAAUGUUUGUAAUUUUGGAUAUACCUUAAAACGUAAGGGAGCGGUUGACGGGAUAGCAAACUCGUUCUGGAGAAAUCAGUGUCGGUCAUCCAAUAAGCCCGACAAGAUGUCUGGUCAGCAUGGAGUGGCAGCUAACUGAACGGAGGCGCCGCGGGGGGAGAGAUGUCGACCAGGGGCUACUGGAGAAACCUUGCAGAAGCCUCGACUGGUCAGUUCUAAUCCCAAAGCCGGACAGGAACACUUCCUGAGGCACAACAGGGCCACCAUGCUUCAGACUAGCAACUACUCCCUGGUGCUGUUGAUUCAACUGAGCCUGCUGGCCUAUGACCUCUUCGUCAACUCCUUCAGCGAACUCCUUCGUGGAGCGCCUGUCAAUCAGCUGGUGCUCUUCACCAUUCAGGAUAUUGCCAUCCUGUUCAACGUGAUCAUCGUUCUCCUGCUGAUGUUCAACACCUACGUGUUCCAGGUUGGCCUGGUCUCCCUGCUGCUGCAGCGCUUCAGGGCUCUGCUGGGGGUCUCCGCCCUCUACCUGACUCUCAGCAUCUGCCUCCACUGCUGGCUCAUGACCCUUCGAUGGAUCGACUCAAACAGUUUUGUUUGGACCAACGGCCUUCAAGCGCUGUUUGUUUUCCAGAGGACAGCUGCUGUGCUGUAUUAUUACCUCUACAAGCGUACAGCAGAGUUCCUGGGAGACCCCAGACUCUAUGAAGACUCUACGUGGCUGCGUGAGGCCUUCGCUAAAGCCCGUCAGUGAAGGAAGCGUUCUGCCCUAUAGUUGCCUUGAGACAUGUUUACAGUGUACAUGUUUGAUGCCAUUUUUUAUUUCAGAUUUUCUAUUUUUGUGUUAGCCAAAUAAACGUUUUAGUAAUUAUAUUGUAUCCCUGAAUAUCCAGGAUGUUUCCUCACUUCAACAGACAACACUUUAUUGUUAACCAGAACAUUUGUCUGGGAUUGAGUUUUUUCAGGGUACAACUCUGUCCACAGAUAACUUCUAGUAGAAGGUAUUUUUGCUAGCUUAUGGUAUAACAUUUGGCUAAACUGCUACCAAUUACAUUUUAAAUGUCUAAAACUGACCACAAGGGGAAAAAAAGACAUGACACCCACAAUUUUAGAAAUUAUUUUUUACUGAUUAAAUGAAAAAAAAAACGUCCACUUGAUCUCACAAUCGUGAAAUCCUAAAUCCAAAAUCCUUUUCCCGUUGAGUGUGAUGUCGAUUCCACUGGAAUGUUGUUGCUUUCUUUGACACA
Molecule: messenger RNA, 1389 nt
Organism: Gadus chalcogrammus (walleye pollock)
Lineage: Eukaryota; Metazoa; Chordata; Actinopteri; Gadiformes; Gadidae
Gene: tmem138
Product: transmembrane protein 138
Exons: 5
Coding region: 408-896 (162 amino acids)
Cellular component (GO): cilium
Source: RefSeq, a predicted model, not a curated record